This is a messenger RNA of Beta vulgaris subsp. vulgaris (sugar beet), 5485 nucleotides long. RefSeq names its product protein REDUCED CHLOROPLAST COVERAGE 3. Gene Ontology annotation, molecular function: protein binding. NCBI's taxonomy places the organism in Eukaryota, Viridiplantae, Streptophyta, Magnoliopsida, Caryophyllales, Amaranthaceae. The transcript has 22 exons. Gene Ontology annotation, biological process: organelle organization. Bases 255 to 5072 code for a protein of 1605 amino acids. Gene Ontology annotation, cellular component: cytoplasm. The record is from RefSeq and is a predicted model, not a curated record.
AGAAAGAGAUAAAACAAACAAAACAAAAAGACAAACAUAUCAAGCAAUAAGGUGAGGCUAGGAUUUCCCUAUAAUCUUCAAAGCUUGUAAAACCCCAAAACCCCCCCUUAUCUUCCUAUCUUCUUCUUCUUCUCCCUUUCUAAACAAUCAUCUCACCUUCUUUUUUUUCUUCAUUCUUUCUUUUUCUUCUCAACUCUAAUUUUUUUUUGCCACACUUUUAUUUCUUCAACUCUUAACCAAAAAAAAUAAAAAUUAUGGCACCAAAAUCUGGUCGAAAUAAGGCGCACAAAACAAAGUCAGAUAAGAAGAAGAAAGAAGAAAAAGUUGUUCCUAGUGUUAUUGACAUUACUGUCAUUACACCAUAUGACUCCCAAGUUAUUCUCAAGGGUAUAUCAACUGAUAAGAUACUAGAUGUAAGAAGAUUGUUAGCUUCAAAUGUGGAGACAUGUCAUAUUACUAAUUACUCCUUGUCACAUGAGGUAAGAGGGCAUAAAUUAAAUGACAAAAUAGAGAUUCCUUCUCUGAAGCCAUGUCUGUUGAAGAUGGUUGAAGAUGCAUAUAAUAAUGAGGCCCAAGCUCUGGCCCACGUGAGGAGGCUACUAGACAUUGUCGCGUGUACAACAUGGUUCAAUAAGCCCAAAGGACAACGGCCCACAUCAGCCGACCACAAAACGAAAAAGGCCAAGGCCCACAUUUCAACACAUGUGGGCCCACCACCAACAAAUGAAAGUAAAAAUGGAGCGUCAAAUUCGGUUAUUUCUGAAGAAAAUGACAUGGCAGCAUUACACCCAACGCCUAAACUCUCUGAGUUUUAUGAGUUCUUCUCUUUCUCUCACUUCACUCCUCCACUUCUUGGUAUUAAGAGAUCUGAAAGAAAGUCAGAAGAAAAACGUGACGGAGACUUUUUUGAGCUACAGAUCAAAAUUUGCAAUGGGAAGAUAAUUCAAGUAGCUGCAUCCAGAAAGGGGUUCUACACUUUAGGCAAACAGUUAGUACAGUCUCAUUCCCUAGUGGAUCUCCUGCAUCAACACAGCCAAGCAUUCGCAAAUGCAUAUGAUACUCUGAUCAAAGCUUUUGUGGAACACAAUAAGUUUGGUAAUCUUCCUUAUGGAUUUCGAGCAAACUGCUGGCUUGCCCCACCUUCUGUUGCUGAGUCUCCAUCAAACUUCCCACCCAUACCAACUGAGGAUGAGAGCUGGGGUGGAAAUGGUGGAGGACAAGGAAGGGAUGGUGAGCAUGAUCUUCGACCCUGGGCUACAGAGUUUGCUACUUUGGCUAGCUUGCCUUGCAAAACCGAGGAGGAGAGAGUGAUACGUGAUCGAAAGGCAUUCUUGCUCCAUAGUUUAUUUGUCGACGUUUCAAUCUUUAAAGCUGUAGAUACCAUUCGCCAUUUGAUAGAGUCAGACUCACAAAGAAGAGAUUCCCAUGAAAGCCGUGUGGGUGACCUGUCUAUCGUGGUUAAACGUGAAUUAGCUGAUGCUAAUUUGAAGCCUGAUGACAAGUCUCUCUUCUAUGAGGUGCCUGAAAUAUCCACUAAAGAAGCUGUUCAGAGGACCUUGCUCAAAGGGUUGACUGCCGAUGAAAAUGUGACAGUUCGUGAUAUUUCUGCACUUGGAACAGUCACUCUGAGGUAUUGUGGGUACACAGCAACUGUCAGAGUUGUGGGAGAUGUCAAGAAGAAGUUUGAGCACCAUGAUAUCGAAGUUGAUGAUCAGCCCGAUGGAGGAGCUAAUGCCCUCAAUGUUUACAGCUUAAGGAUGCCCUUACAUAAGCCGCUAAAUGCUGAACUCUCUGGAGAAAGCGCGUCUCUCCUGUCGCAUUCUGAUGAACUAGAAAAUUCUAGAUCUCAAGUUGUUAAAAUACUUAAUGAUAGCUUAGCUGCUUUGGAGGAGGAAGAGAAGCCAGCGGAGGCUGAAGUGGGAAUUAGAUGGGAGAUUGCUUCAUGUUGGGUGCAGCAUUUGCAGAAGCAGGAAAGUGCUGAAAAAAUUUCCAAGGAAGCUGUGAAUGGAAAAAACAGUGAUGUGGCCGUCAAAGGUUUAGGAAAGGAAUUUAAAUCACUGAAAAAAAGAGAGAAAAAGCUAAACGAUGUGGACUCUUUAGAUGGAUUGGAGGAGAAAGAAUCUCAAGUUGAUGGCCUUGAAUCUAAUGAUGGAAUCAGCAAAAAUGGCGAAGCUUCUGAGCUAGAAAAGCUGCUUUCUGAAGAAGCCUUCUUGCGGUUGAAGGAAACUGGAACUGAUCUCCAUCUAAAGACUGUAGACGAGCUUGUCACUAUGCUUCAAAGCUAUUACGAUGAAAUUGCUUUACCAAAGCUGGUAACAGAUUUUGCUUCACUUGAACUUUCUCCUGUCGAUGGGCGUACACUUACAGAUUUCAUGCAUCUCAGAGGACUGAAGAUGUCUUCCUUGGGUCGUGUGAUUGAGUUAGCUGAGAAGCUUCCUCACAUCCAAUCCCUAUGUAUACAUGAGAUGGUCACUAGGGCUUUCAAGUAUGUUGUGAAAGCUGCCGUUGCUUCUGUUGAUGAAAUUUCACAAGUAACAUCAGCAAUAGCAGCAUCCUUGAAUAUUCUAUUUGGGUCCUGCUCAACAAAUGGUAAUGAGGAUGCCGAUUGUCAAGACUACGAGCUCAAACUUAGAUGGUUGAGGGCCUUCCUCUUAAGCAGGUUCGGGUGGAAGCUCAACGAUGAAUUCCUUCACUUGAGAAAGCUGUCAAUUCUUCGAGGCCUGUGCCACAAGGUUGGUAUUGAGCUGGUUCCGAGAGACUAUGAUAUGGAUUCUCCAAACCCUUUUAGGAAAGAUGAUAUCAUCAGCUUGGUACCUGUGUGCAAGCAUGUGAUAUGCUCUUCUGCAGAUGGUCGAACACUAUUGGAAUCCUCCAAGGUAGCACUAGACAAGGGGAAGCUAGAAGAUGCUGUUACUUAUGGAACAAAAGCUCUGGCAAAGAUCAUAGCUGUUUGUGGCCCCUAUCAUCGAACAACUGCUGGUGCCUAUAGUCUUCUUGCUGUAGUGUUAUACCACACAGGGGACUUCAAUCAGGCUACCAUAUAUCAGCAAAAGGCCUUAGAUAUCAAUGAAAGAGAACUUGGGCCUGAUCAUCCUGAUACCAUGAAGAGUUACGGGGAUCUUUCAGUGUUCUAUUAUCGUCUACAACACAUUGAAUUAGCACUCAAGUAUGUCAAUCGUGCUUUAUUUCUGCUUCACUUCACAUGUGGACUAUCCCACCCAAAUAGUGCUGCAACUUAUAUAAAUGUAGCCAUGAUGGAGGAGGGGAUGGGAAAUGUCAACUUUGCUCUCCGUUAUCUCCAUGAAGCCUUGAAUUGCAAUAAGAAGCUCUUAGGAGCUGAUCAUAUCCAGACUGCUGCCAGUUAUCAUGCUAUAGCAAUUGCACUUUCACUUAUGGAGGCCUACUCACUUAGUGUUCAACACGAGCAAACUACGCUUAAAAUUCUUCAGGCCAAGCUUGGACCAGAAGAUCUUCGAACUCAGGAUGCAGCAGCGUGGCUGGAAUAUUUUGAAUCGAAGGUCAUAGAACAGCAGGAACUGGCAAGAACAGGGACACCAAAGCCGGAUGCAUCGAUUGCUAGCAAAGGGCAUCUUAGUGUAUCAGAUCUCCUUGAUUUUAUUAGUCCUGAUCAUGAUCCCAAGGCGGGAGAUUCUCAGAAGAAACAUAGACGUUCAAAGAUAUUGCAGGUUCCUGAAAAUAUACAGGGUCAGGAGCAGCAGAGUCCAGUAUCCAAUGGCUCAGAAGAUGAACAUCAUGUCAUAACAGACACUGUUGUUCUGGAAGAAAAAACUGUUGAGAAGGUAGAAAAACCGAUUUCUGAAGUAUCAAAUGAUAGUGAUGUUACGCUUGGUGAGCAGGUCGUCAAUGGAGAAUUUGUCGAUACAAGCUCAGACGAGGGGUGGCAAGAAGCGAACACAAAAGUGCGUUCUGCUAAUGGGCAUGAAAAUAAGUUUCGUAGAAGAAGGCCUAAUCACCUGAAAGUAAAAGUCAAAGAUGGUCAAGUAUCUGGAGUUGUGCCUAGAGAACCGAGAGUGAUGAACAUUAACAUGAACUUGAAGGACUCUUCCCCGCAAAAGAAAUCAAGAGCAAAUCAAUCAAAGAAAACCGCUUUAACUGCUAUGGCUUCGAAGGCAUUUUCCUACAAAGAAGUAGCUAUGUCACCCCCUGGAACUAUAUUCAAGCCAGUGCAGCAGACGGAAGAAACAAGUAAUGCAGAAGAAAAGAAAAUUCCAGAAUCUGCUGAAGAAUGUGAGAAAAAAAAUGAUGUGGAUCAUGUGAAUUUUGCUGCUGAAGAAGUUGAUAAAGUUUCUGAUGAUAAUUCAAAUUCUUCUUCAGAAGGGGAAACACCAGUGGUUCCUGAAAAUGGAGAAAUGCCGGGUUUAGAUAGUCAGGAAAAGGCGGCCUUGGAAACAAAAGCAUCAAAGCUCUCAGCUUCAGCUCCACCAUAUAAGCCAACCACUUUCGGAGCAACUAACUUUUAUGAGUUCCCUCCGAUUUCUGCUAGAGUUGCAUGUGGUCCGAGAUCACCUUUGUAUUACAGAACAAACCAUUAUGUGCCAGCCAAGCAAGCCGCGACAGUGAUGAACCCAGAUGCCCCUGAAUUCGUACCCCAGAAACUGGCAGCUGAUGUGAUGAAGGAUGCAGGAGAAAGUGAUGGGAAAGAAGUGGUAAAAGAUGAUAAAUCAAAGAGGAGUACUUCUGAGGCUGAAAAGGCAGAGUUAGCAAGGCAAAUACUGCUUAGUUUUAUUGUAAAGUCAGUGCAGAAAAGUUCAGAUCGUUCAAACGAGUCUUCUAAGACUGUGAAGAAGUCAGGAAACUGGCAGAAUUCUUCAGAUGCUAUAGCAAAUGAUAGUGCAAUUAUCCAGAUUUUUCAAGGAAGUGAAGAAAAGUCUGAUGGGGUUGUAAAAUCAAAUGAACCAGAGAAGCUAAAUGCUGUUAAAACUGCAAACAAAGUUGGGGAUGGAGAAGGGUUUGUCGUUGUUUCGAAGAGGAGGAGAAAUCGGCCACAUAUUGCUGCUAAUAACGGCGUUGCAAAUAAUCUAUACAAUCAACAACAAUCAAUCUGCACUUGAAAAGAUGUUGCAUUGGUUGAAGAGAGGUAUAUUAUGUAUUCUUUUGCAUGCAGCAUCAUUUUAGGGGAUGUUGCAGAGUAAAACUACUACUAUUUUUGAUGGAGAAGUAGUCAUCUGUGCUGAGGUGAUUAAGCCCCAAGGAAAUGAUACAGUGAUGAGGUUGCUUUCAUUGGGUUAUAACAAUGAGAAGAUGGUCUGUUUCUCUCUUGUAGAUGUUGGUUGAUUAUGAGUAACAGCAGCAGAUAAUUUACAUUCUCUUUGCUUUUGUAUCACAUAGUUUCAAAUUGAUGUGUAAAAUAAACUUUGACCCUAUCUAUUCGUCUAUGUAAUAUCAUGCUUGUUGAAUAAAGCUAAUCUAAAUUCAUACCAAAAUGUUUGGAAAUCAAAAGUUGGUUGAGGUUGUUUUUCUAUUA